Messenger RNA from Suillus discolor, 1115 nucleotides. RefSeq lists its product as uncharacterized. Lineage: Eukaryota; Fungi; Basidiomycota; Agaricomycetes; Boletales; Suillaceae. Gene Ontology annotation, molecular function: protein binding. The transcript has a single exon. The coding region runs from base 18 to 845 and encodes 275 amino acids. The record is from RefSeq and is a predicted model, not a curated record.
CCUUUGACAUCUCCCUCAUGACACACUCACACAAUGACUUCUACGCUCCCGGCUCUGAUAUGCUCCUGCUGUCGAGCGACGAUGUCAAAUUCUGCGUCCACCGUUGCAUACUAGCAGCCGCUUCUCCAUUCUUUGAACACAUGUUUGCAUUACCACAGCCUCCUGACGAUCCAACAAACGAAGAACGUCGUCCUGUAAUCCCCGUGUCGGAGCCUAGCUCAACCGUGCACACGCUUCUGCGUUUCGUCUACCCCGUACCUCAUCCUACCACUUCAUCCCUUGACGAGCUCAGCAAUAUUCUCGGAGUCGCAGUCAAAUACGACUUCCUCGGUGUCAUCUCCUCUCUUCGCAAGCAACUUAUCACCCCCGCGUAUCUGAGAGAUGAUCCAGUGCGAGUGUUUGCAAUUGCGAGCCGUUACGAAUUCGAGCAUGAAGCUCAGGUUGCGUCACAACACACGCUCUCGGUCAACAUCCUUGACUGUCCAUUGUCGGAUGACUUCCGGUUCAUCACAGCACACUCUUACCAUCGCCUCCUCGUCUUGCACAAGAAACGUUCAAAGGAAGCCCAAGCGCUCCUGAAGAUUCCAGAAGACGUGAAGUGCUUGCAGUGCUCAGGGCCAUAUUAUGGGGCGUUUGUACCGCCAAAGUGGUGGAAGGAGUUUGAAAGAAUGGCAAAAGUAGACUUGGAAAUACGGCCAACCACAGAUGUUAUCUUCAGCAUGCCAUUCUUUGCACGGGCUGCCGAGGCAUCAGGAUGUGCGCGAUGCGCGAGUAGCAUCCUAGACUCACAUGAAUUCUUGUCAGAUCUCAAGCGACAGAUCGACGAGCUUCCUGCUACUAUAUGAUCAUUCCUCUUCACGACCAUCAUGACUAUCACGAUUCACAACGUUAUCAUUGUCAUAUAACCUAGGACUUCUCGGGGACGUUCUUUACAUGCGCCAUUCUACGUUAAUAUUCCGAGUACUUUACUGCGCAUCACCUAUUGUCAUUGUAUUAUGAAACGAGAUACUCUUUAGAUCUAACCAUGAUUGUAUGCAUAGUUAUACUGAUAGGCUACUCACGUAGUGACCAAAAUUGCGGUCAUUACGGAUAUGAUAUGAAGUUGAUCAAGUGCC